AAGAAAAUCCCUUCAAGCUGGGAAGACUAUCUUCGCUUACGGCCAUGGGGGUCUCUCUCCGCCACUUUUCUCCUUCUUCUUUCUGGCUCUCGCGCCCUCCUCGCGCCUCCUCUUCCUCUUCCCUUCUUCCGUUACUCCUGCCUCGCCGUAGAAUCCUUACCAGAAAAGUAGCUAUCACCAAUGGAAGUGCUAGAUAUUGCACUGCUACAGCUUCUGGUGGGUUUCAGCAUCCGGGUCGUCAAGGGUCUUCUUCUACUAUUGAGUUUAGUGGAGAGUGGAAACUUAGUGUUGGGUCUAAGACUGCCAUAAUGGUUCCACCAACUGUGUUAAAAACUGGAGCUGUAAGUGCUUGGAGAAAGGGGGAAGUCAAUCAGUUUGGAGAAAGAAAUGGAGAACAAGCUCAAAGCCAGGUUGAUGGUUCUGGUAAUUACUUCAGAAGCUUCGUCCCAAAGAUAGAUGAUGUUCAAUCUUAUGGAAACUAUCAGACCUUGGAGCACCAGCUAGAAUCCAGAGGUGACGUUACCACUGUUGAUAGAGAGUUAAAUGGCUUUGCGGAACAGAAGAGUCUAAGAAGACCUCUAGUAGCGUUGCCAAGGAAGAAUGUUAAGGCUGGGGAGAGGAUAGAUGACAAGGAUGUGCAGGGAAGACAAAAACCUCUUGUUGCGUCUUUUGACGGUGCAAGAAGUGAGAAUACGGUAACCAUUUCAAAAGUGGGAAAACGGACAGACUUGUCGAAAGUACGUGCGAACCUUUCAAAAAUAUAUAACAGGGUUCGUGUGGUGGAUAAUGUGUCUACUGCAAAGGAAAUUGUGGCUAAGCUCAUAAAUCAGUAUAGGGAUCUCGUCCAUGCUUGUGAUACAGAGGUGUCAAAGAUUGAUGUGAAGAGUGAAACACCUGUGGACCAUGGUGAGCUUAUAUGCUUCAGUAUAUACUGUGGAUCAGAAGCAAACUUUGGAGAUGGAAAAUCAUGCAUAUGGGUGGAUGUUCUUGGCGAAAAUGGCAAGGAUGUCUUGGCUGAGUUUAAGCCAUUUUUUGAAGACUCAUCAAUAAAAAAAGUAUGGCAUAACUACAGUUUUGAUAACCACAUUAUAAGAAAUUAUGGAAUCAAGCUCUCUGGUUUUCAUGGUGAUACAAUGCACAUGGCACGGUUGUGGGACUCGUCUAGACAGACAUCAGGUGGUUAUUCUCUGGAAGCACUUACAAGUGACCCAAGAGUUCUUGGUGGAACUGAUACAAAGGAGGAAUCAGAACUAUUUGGUAAAAUAUCAAUGAAGACGAUUUUCGGCAAGGGAAAACUGAAAAAAGAUGGAACUGAGGGGAAAGUGGUGGUCAUUCCACCUGUUGAAGAGCUACAAAGAGAUGAUCGAGAAGCUUGGAUUUCGUACUCUGCGUUGGAUUCUAUAAGCACACUAAAGCUUUACGAGAGCAUGAAGAAACAACUGCAAGCUAAGAAAUGGUUCUUUGUUGGAAAGCUAGUUUCAGGAAAGAACAUGUUUGAUUUCUACCAAGAGUAUUGGCAACCUUUUGGUGAACUUCUUGCUAAAAUGGAAGCGGAGGGGAUGCUAGUAGAUAGAGAAUAUCUUGCACAGAUUGAGGUUGUAGCCAAAGGAGAACAGGAAAUUGCUGUUUCUAGGUUCAGGAGUUGGGCCUCGAAGCAUUGUCCUGAUGCAAAGCAUAUGAAUGUUGGCAGUGACACGCAAUUGCGACAGCUCUUUUUUGGUGGCAUUUCUAACAGUUGUAAUGGUGAGGAUCUUCCAUAUGAAAAGCUUUUCAAAGUUCCCAAUGUUGACAACGUGAUUGAAGAAGGUAAAAAAAGAGCCACAAAGUUUCGGAAUAUAAAACUGCAUAGGAUUAGUGACAGUCCUUUGCCUGCUGAAAAGUUCACCCCCUCAGGCUGGCCUUCUGUUAGUGGAGAUACUUUGAAAGCCUUAGCUGGGAAAGUCUCUGCAGCGUAUGACUUUACAGAAGUCUCUGCAGAUGAUAAAUCUCAAGAAGAAAGCAUCGGAGAUGAGGAGUUUAUGUCCCUACCAGAUGAAGUUUUAGAAACACAAAACUCAAAUACAUCUGCUGAAUCAGACACAUCUGCUUUUGGAACAGCAUUUGAUGCGUUUGGUGGGGGUGAAACUGGAAAAGAGGCUUGCCAUGCAAUUGCUUCAUUGUGUGAAGUUUGCUCCAUUGAUUCUUUAAUAUCAAAUUUUAUUCUUCCUUUGCAGGGAAGUAAUGUAUCAGGCAAAGAUGGUCGUGUUCACUGCUCCCUGAAUAUCAACACUGAAACUGGGCGGUUGUCAGCUAGAAGGCCAAAUUUGCAGAACCAACCUGCUUUGGAGAAAGAUCGGUACAAGAUCCGUCAGGCCUUCAUAGCGUCACCUGGAAAUUCCCUUAUUGUUGCUGAUUAUGGGCAGCUGGAACUUAGGAUUCUGGCACAUCUUGCUCGUUGCAAAAGCAUGAUGGAAGCUUUCGUGGCCGGUGGUGACUUCCACUCAAGAACAGCCAUGAAUAUGUAUCCACAUAUCCGUGAAGCUGUCGAAAAUGGUGAAGUGCUCCUUGAAUGGCAUCCACAACCUGGCCAAGAGAAGCCGCCAGUGCCAUUAUUGAAGGACGCCUUUGCUUCUGAGAGGAGAAAAGCUAAGAUGCUCAACUUUUCGAUUGCAUAUGGGAAGACUGCUAUUGGGCUUUCUAGAGACUGGAAGGUUUCAGUAGAAGAAGCUCAAGAAACAGUUAAUCUCUGGUAUAAUGAUAGACAAGAAGUCCGGAAAUGGCAAGAACUACGCAAGAAAGAAGCUAUACAAAACGGGUACGUACUGACUUUGUUGGGAAGGGCUCGUAAGUUUCCUACAUACCGUUCACGGGCCCAGAAGAACCAUAUCGAACGAGCAGCAAUCAACACUCCUGUUCAGGGAAGUGCGGCUGAUGUCGCCAUGUGCGCUAUGCUGGAGAUAACAACAAAUGAACGUUUGAAGGAGCUUGGUUGGAAGCUGCUUCUACAAGUUCAUGAUGAAGUAAUCUUGGAAGGACCAAGUGAAUCCGCCGAGAUAGCUAAAGCCAUAGUUGUGGACUGCAUGUGCAGACCCUUCAACGGCAAGAACAUUCUCUCAGUUGAUUUAUCGGUUGAUGCCAAGUGUGCUCAGAACUGGUAUGCUGCUAAGUAACACGAAUAGAGCAAACUCUUUUCAGCUACUGAAAGCUUAACUACGAGGCGGUGCUCUAGGUUUAUUUUUGUUUAGCUCAUCAGCUUUGUAAAAAGUAUGUUCAUAUGCAGGAAAAGACAAACACUCUUUUUGCUCACAAUGAAAUGCUAACUGUAUUGAAACAGUUUUGGUAAGUAAAUGUUAGGCUUUUUGACAAUUGCUCAAUCCUUAUAGUGUUAAAACUUUGAUUCUUGUAUGGCGUUUCACAAUUACAACGAAGCCUCUGUAGCAAAGAGAGGUUCUCCAAGUUUGUCUAAUCCAACGGCGGGAAGUUAACCAAUAAGAGAAUAAGUGAUCUUAUCCAGACAGAACAAAAAACAUAAAGAGACAAACGAGUGGAUG
Eruca vesicaria subsp. sativa (arugula) is the source of this 3530-nucleotide messenger RNA. The record is from the annotation of a GenBank genome assembly. Lineage: Eukaryota; Viridiplantae; Streptophyta; Magnoliopsida; Brassicales; Brassicaceae.